Molecule: messenger RNA, 785 nt
Organism: Drosophila elegans
Lineage: Eukaryota; Metazoa; Arthropoda; Insecta; Diptera; Drosophilidae
Exons: 2
Coding region: 45-644 (199 amino acids)
Source: RefSeq, a predicted model, not a curated record
GGGCUUCACACUCUUACCAAGUUCUUCAAGUGCCCAAAGUGAAAAUGUUGUUCAAGGCUGUGACUCUUUUCCUGGCCAUUGGUGCCGUCUACGGUGCUGUGGUUCCCAAUUCCGUCGAGAUUACGGGGGAAAGCACACUGAUCGAAUUUCUGCGUGACUCUCCGGCUCUGAGGGCGUCGGAUGUUUUCAACAUGGAAUGCUUCGACUACUACACUCCGCUCCUCAAGCAGCACGCCGAUAAGUACGACGAAGAUUCCCGGACUUGCUACGAAGACUACGAGGUAGCCAAAUCCUUGAUCGACUCCAGCUACGACUACCCUCGCAGCGAACUAGCCGAUUCUGUGAAGAACACCUGCUACUCCCUGCUCACGUGCGAUGGAAAGGAGUCCAAUUCCGAUGCUUUCGAGUGUCUGGCCUCAGGUGGACCUGCCGGAUCUGCGGCCCUUGGUUCAGCUUCCGACAAGGCAUACGAUUACGGAGCUAGCCUGAAGGAGAGGUUGGGAGACAUCCAGAAGGUUCAAACGGCUUGUCUGCUCGAGGCCCAGCGAACCUACAAGACCAAACACGGCCAGUGCUACGAUGAUCUGAUCGCCUGCGCCUAUGACCCUACCUGGGAGUUUCCCACCACCAGCUUUGACCUGUAGAUGUAAAACGAAGGACUCUACAAUUCAAGGCAACUUAGCAUGGUUGCACUUACGAACUUUUGUGGUUCUUUAAAAAACAGUUGACCAAAGAUCAGUUAAUCUAGUUGCAGUUUUCAUUGAAAAUAUAUUAGAUAUCUUCUA